Molecule: messenger RNA, 1272 nt
Organism: [Candida] anglica
Lineage: Eukaryota; Fungi; Ascomycota; Pichiomycetes; Serinales; Debaryomycetaceae
Source: the annotation of a GenBank genome assembly
AUGGCCAAGAGAAGAACCAAGACAAGAACACAUAAAAAGGUCUCGGAAGAGGAACUCGCUAAAAUACCCAGAUCGAUGGUACUUCGACUCGGGUCUUCAUUAAGAAACCAUUCGCUCACACAGCUUGUCAAGGACUUCAGAAACGUGAUGCAACCACACACUGCCAUCAACCUUCGUGAAAGAAAGGCCAACAAGCUCAAGGAUUUCAUUGUAAUGGCCGGACCGUUGGGAGUUUCUGAUUUGUUCAUUUUCAACCAAAAGGAAAGUUCUGGGAAUGUUUCGUUAAGAAUCGGUAAGAUGCCAAGAGGACCAACCCUCCUGUUCAGAGUGAACUCGUACUCGUUGGCAAAGGACGUCCGUCGUAUUUUGAAACAUCCAAAGUCCGUUGGUAAGGAUUCAGCUGAAAUGCUUGCCCCACCAUUGUUGGUUCUUAAUGGAUUCCAAGUGGAUUCAGACAAGAACCACGAGAAAUUACUUGUGACCGUGUUACAAAACAUGUUCCCACCUAUCCAACCACAACUGACCAAAGUUUCCGAAAUUAAGAGAGUAUUGAUGAUUACCAAGAAUCCAGAAAAUGAUGAAAUUGAAUGGAGACAUUACGCCAUCAACACAAAGCUUGUAGAAGGAAACAGAAACGUCAAGAAGUUGAUCAACUCGCACCACAACUUGAAGAAGAGUUUACCUAACUUGUCCAGAACUAAUGAUGUUUCUGAGUUAUUAUUGGACCCAUAUGCCGUUGGUGGUGUGACCUCUGAUUCUGAAGUGGAAGACGAUGCCAUUGUUGAAAUUAAGAAUGAAACCCCACUUUCCAAAAAGGAAGAAAAGAAGCCGGUUGAUGGUGAAGAUGGUGAAAACGCCAACGGUACUCCAACCAGAAAGAGAGCGAUCAAAUUGACCGAAAUCGGACCAAGAUUGAACUUGUCCUUACUCAAGAUUGAAGAAAACUUGACUGGUUCAUCUAAGACCUUGUACCACGCCAAGGUGACAAAGACUUCCAAGGAAGAAAAGGAAUUGGCUCGUAAGCAUGCUGCUGCUCAAAAGCUUAAGGCCGAGAGAAGAGCCAAACAAAAGGCUAAUGUGGAUGCCAAGAACAGAAAGAAGGAUGAAAGAAAGGCCAGAAGAAAGGCCGCUAAGAACGGUGAAGAAGGUGCCGAAGGCGCUGAAUCUGACAACAGUGACGUGGAAAUGUCUCUGAGUGACGAAGAUGCCCCAGAUAUCAAGCCUGAAGAUUACGAAAAUGAUAGUGACUUGUAUAGUGACAUCGAAGAAUAG